Messenger RNA from Venustampulla echinocandica, 1440 nucleotides. Its product is annotated as Mitochondrial processing peptidase beta subunit. The coding region runs from base 1 to 1440 and encodes 479 amino acids. Lineage: Eukaryota; Fungi; Ascomycota; Leotiomycetes; Helotiales; Pleuroascaceae. The record is from RefSeq and is a predicted model, not a curated record. Gene Ontology annotation, cellular component: mitochondrion. The transcript has 5 exons. Gene Ontology annotation, molecular function: metalloendopeptidase activity; metal ion binding.
AUGGCGUCCCGGCGCCUAGCUUUGAAUGUCGCCCAGGGACUGCGCAGCCGCGCUGCUCUCAAUGCCGUGGCUCCGCUGCGAAGGGGCUUCGCGACUCCUGUGGUGAAAAAUGGCCCGAACACGGAAACCACAACGCUCACCAAUGGAUUGACUGUUGCUACAGAGCACUCUCCUUGGGCGCAGACGUCGACGGUGGGCAUGUGGAUCGAUGCUGGUUCCCGCGCAGAAACCGACAAGACAAAUGGAACAGCCCACUUCUUGGAGCAUCUUGCCUUCAAGGGAACAAACAAGCGGACACAACAUCAAUUGGAGCUGGAGAUUGAAAAUAUGGGCGGCCAUUUGAAUGCCUACACAUCACGAGAGAACACCGUCUACUAUGCGAAAGCCUUCAAUGCCGACGUCCCCGCCACCGUCGAUAUCCUCUCCGAUAUCCUCCAAAAUUCUAAGCUCGACCCACAAGCCAUAGAACGGGAGCGUGAUGUUAUCUUGAGGGAGUCAGAAGAAGUGGACAAGCAACUAGAAGAAGUUGUAUUCGACCACCUACACGCAACUGCAUUCCAAGGCCAACCUCUCGGUCGUACGAUUCUCGGCCCCGCCAAGAACAUCUUGAGCAUCCAAAAGAACGACCUGGUCGACUACAUCAAGACAAACUACACUGCCGAUCGUAUGGUUCUCGUUGGAGCUGGCGGUGUUCCCCACAAGCAGCUUGUCGAGCUUGCUGAGAAGCAUUUCUCUGGUCUACCAACUGAGCCUUAUACCGGUGCUGCAUCAGCUGUUGCCGCUGCCCAAAAGGCCACUCCAGAUUUCAUUGGCUCUGAGGUCAGAAUGCGUGACGACACCAUCCCAACUGCCAACAUCGCCAUUGCCGUGGAGGGUGUUAGCUGGAAGGAUGAUGACUACUUCACUGCGCUGGUCACGCAAGCAAUUGUUGGAAACUGGGAUAGAGCAAUGGGCAACGCUCCACAUAUGGGCAGCAAGCUGAGUGGCUUCGUACACAAGAACAACUUGGCCAAUAGCUUCAUGAGCUUUUCUACAAGUUACAGUGAUACCGGUCUCUGGGGUAUCUACCUCGUUAGCGACCAGAUCACUCGCCUCGACGAUCUCGUUCACUUCACCCUCCGCGAAUGGUCCCGCUUAUCAUACAGCGUUGGAGAAGCCGAAGUCGAGCGUGCCAAGGCCCAACUCAAAGCCUCUCUCCUCCUGUCUCUUGAUGGCACCACCGCCGUAGCGGAGGACAUCGGACGCCAGAUCAUCACCACUGGACGACGCAUGGGCGCCGAGGAGAUCGAGCGUGUCGUAGGAGCAAUUACCGAGAAGGACGUGAUGAGAUUUGCGCAGACCAAGCUGUGGGAUCAGGACAUCGCUAUUAGUGCAGUAGGAAGCAUCGAGGGCCUGUUUGAUUAUAACCGUAUCCGGGCGGACAUGAGCCGGAACUUCUAA